UUCUCCUCGCGAGAGAAUUCGUUCUCAUGCUCGCUGCAGGGGUCGGAGGUCAGAGCGAGCGUCUCGCGGGCCGUAGGAGGAAGAUGGCGGUGGAGUCGCGCGUUACCCAGGAGGAAAUUAAGAAGGAGCCGGAGAAACCGAUCGAUCGGGAGAAAACGUGCCCGCUGUUGCUGCGUGUUUUCACCACCAAUAACGGCCGCCACCACCGAAUGGACGAGUUUUCCCGCGGAAACGUACCGUCCAGCGAGCUACAGAUCUACACUUGCACAAGAAGGGUGCAUGCAGACUAUCUGGGCAUCAGCUACAGGGUAAAGGAGAUUGGCAGCACCAUGUCUGGGAGGAAGGGGACUGAUGACUCCAUGACCCUGCAGUCGCAGAAGUUCCAAAUAGGAGACUAUCUGGACAUAGCAAUCACACCUCCAAAUCGGGCACCACCUCCUUCAGGGCGCAUGAGACCAUACUAAAUUUUAUUUACUAUUUCUUGAAUUAUUUUUCAUUCAGUUAUGUAAAAUAAAUUCUUUUUCUUCCCCUCAUCAUUGCCAUUAAGCCUUCAAAGUCUAAAAUUGUAAUGCGUCUAUCUAGGAAUUAGAUUUGGCUGUGUUAUGGUAUGGAUAUUAAUAGAAAUUCCAUAUGUUUCUGGUCCUUCUGUAAAAUACGAAGAAAAGUGCUCUUAGCAUUCUUUGUAAAAUUGUAUUGUUAAAUACACGUGUGCAAUCAA
This is a messenger RNA of Leptonychotes weddellii (Weddell seal), 718 nucleotides long. The record is from RefSeq and is a predicted model, not a curated record. NCBI's taxonomy places the organism in Eukaryota, Metazoa, Chordata, Mammalia, Carnivora, Phocidae.